Penicillium bovifimosum is the source of this 2895-nucleotide messenger RNA. Its product is annotated as putative PHD finger domain protein. Lineage: Eukaryota; Fungi; Ascomycota; Eurotiomycetes; Eurotiales; Aspergillaceae. The record is from RefSeq and is a predicted model, not a curated record. Gene Ontology annotation, cellular component: Rpd3S complex. The transcript has 4 exons. Gene Ontology annotation, biological process: regulation of transcription by RNA polymerase II. The coding region runs from base 1 to 2895 and encodes 964 amino acids.
AUGAUGGAGACUAUCCGCCGAGCCUCAAAGCGCCUUCUCGAGAGACAACAAGAAAAGGCCCCGAACGAUAAAAAGGAAAACGAGGAAAAGAAGAUUGCCAAGGAGGAGACCGCUGAGGAAGAAAACACCGCAGAGGAAGAAAAACCCGCAGAGGGAGAAAAGAAGAAGACGGCGAAGGAGAAAAAGAAAAACACAAAAAAGACCGAGAAAAAGACCAAAAAGACCACCACAAAGGCCAAAUUUGUUCCGCCUGCCCCGUCCGGAGAGGUCUCUUCUCAACCUGCGGCUUCACGGAAGCUUAAGAAGAAGGCCCGGCCGGAGCCAAAACCUCGGCCUCAGACUGAGCGGAAAAUGAGACCGCUUGGGGAAUAUCCAUCGGUCGCCGAAUACAAGGCUGCUGGCGUGAGACCGCUCUCCGCUCAACAAAUUGCGGAGCGCGUCGCGGCCGCUACCGCCCACAUCCCGCGCCCCGUUCAAGAUGGGCGCCUGAGCGGUGUUGAGAACUCCGCCGCCGACGAUCUCUAUGAUGAUGGACUUGCCAAAGAAGCGGCGGUUGCCUCGAUAUCUAAAGAUGUCGUAUCCCCCGCUGGUGCGACCACUCGCAACACCCCCAUCCGGGACGACGAGAGCCUCCGCGUCACUCCCGUUGAGCCGGUUCCCUUUGCAAGUGCAGAGGAUAACGAGUAUGUCGCCGUGCUGAGGUCAAUCCCGCUUCCACCGUCCGACAAAUAUGAUCUCCUCAAACUCCGAGCGGUCAUCAAGUUCGCCAUCGCCCACGCCAUCGAGAGUGGCAGUGAGCGAUCAGCUCUGAGUCUGCUGUACCUUUGGUCCAAUGCAGUAGAUGAUGAAUUCCAGAUUUCUCUGAUUGCCAGCAUCUCCGAUGACAGUGCUGACGAUCGACUGCGACUUGCUCUCAUGGCACUGCUCAAGCACAGUUACGAUGAUGCCCGUCAGUGGUACCUGAACUACGUCCGGCCUGAUUCAGAUGAUCCUGUCUCUGGAAAGGAGACCAGCCAGCCUACUGCUGAUACUAUUAACGCGGAGGACAUCUUCAAGGUCUCCGACAUCUAUCGUGACACAACUGGUCCUCGACUUGAGGAAGCAUUUCUCAGUGGGAAAACGAACACGGCGCCUCUAAAGAGGCCCAAGAAGCCUGUUCGGUCCAAUGAGAACGCGCACAGACGCAAACGCAAGUGGGAGUCAGAUCCCAAUCACGACGCAAACAUGCUACAGAAGCGUGCCCGUUUGCCACAGCUGUCGAAGAUUGACAUCAUUCCCGAACAAACCAGUGCAGUUCGUGAUGAGAUCGGUCCGCCAGAUGCUAUUCAGCACCCUUACACAAUUAACAACGCUGACCCAAUUACCGCCGACCCAAUUGAUCGGUCGCGUUCCCUCCCUGUUUUUACUGGGUCCAUUCUUGACCUUCCCCUCGUCAGGGCUUCAGAACCUCCGGAGUCAGUCGUUUCUGACCGGCGCCAGAACGAGCUGGCUGGGCGCGAGCGCUCGCUCUCUAUUGACACGACCCUCUCGGAUUUGUCGUCGAUGUCCAACUCUGUUUACUCUGGCCGUUUCAACAAUUGGUCUGGACCACACCCACCUCGGCAGAUGCCAAACUCUAUCGAUCCGCCAGACAACAGUGAUGAGUGCAGCAAGUGUGGCAAGGGAGGGAAUCUUCUGUGCUGUGAUACAUGUCCCAAUUCGUACCAUUUCAAAUGCUUGGAUCCUCCCUUGGAUCCCAAGGAUCCUCCGAAAGGUGACUGGCACUGCCCUAAGUGCUCUAUCCGCAACAGUUUCUCGACGCUGAUCGCGCGAGGUGGCUACUAUAAGAAAACGGAGUACCGGGUUCCUGGGCCCAUUAAGGAGUAUUUUGAAGGAGUGGGUGAGAUGAUCAUCUCUGAUGAAGAUGGUUACGCUCGCAAUCCGAAGAAUUUCAGUUACUACAAAUUGAAGCCCCACAUCGAGCGACUGACUAAGGUCCCGGGGCCAGUCAAGGAAGGGGGUCACACUCUGGUCUCGUAUGACCAUCCCUAUCAUCUCCGAGAAUUUGAUACCAACGGGCAAAUAAUCCGUUGCGCAAAGUGUGCCGGCACGACAUACGGUGGCCGGCCGAUUGUUCAGUGUGAUUACUGUGCCUGCCGAUGGCACCUUGACUGCGUUUCUCCGCCCCGGGCGGCUCCACCGAAUCCCUGGAAAGGGUGGAUGUGCCCAAAUCAUGUCACCUCUGAAGACAUGGUUGCAACCAAAACCUUUGACGGGGAGACGCGGCCGCGUCGCGUUCGGCGGCCGCGAAAGAUGGCUUUCAUGGACAGUGACUUGAUUGUCACUGAUGACCCUGACGAGAGUCGGUUCGAUGACGACUGGAGGGGGAAGAGGGCACGCGUGUCUGCAGGGGACGUCGUCCUCAACUUCAUCACCGCAGUCAAGCAAGACCACGGCGAACGUCAUCUCAAGGAAAAGGAAAUCGAGCGGAAGUGCAUGGAUUUGGCCAAUCAGAUGAUCGAUGAGUUCCUUUCAAAUCAACGGAGUCGAGCUGAAACCUCGGGCGCUGCCCAUAUUGCGUCAGGUCUCCCUGAGGCCUACAAAGAAAAAAUCUCUAACGCUGUCCGGACCCUGAUCGCUAGGGGCCGAGAGAUCGACGCGGCGAACGCUCUUCUUUCCAUGGCCGGUGGCCAGGCUUCUUCCGUCAGCGAAGGCCACAUCGCCGACGCUGCUGAAGUCAGUGACCCCUCUGCUCCCGUUUCGAAUACCUCCUCUACCCCUAUUUCGUUUGCUUCUGAGGAAGACUCCGAGACCGAGAUCGCCCCUCCCAUCCCUGCGUCGAGUCGCAAGCGCUCACGUUCAGACGACCAGGCUUCGGAGGAGCCGGCGCAAAAGCGCCAAUUCACCAAGAAGUGA